AUGCCAGUUUUGUACCACGCCUCCGACAGCCAGAACCGGAGCUCCAUCGAGUCAUCUGGCUUGCAGCCCAACCCGGGUCGCUUGGGCACCUACGUCUAUGCCACCUUCACAGAAGGCCAGGCCCAGAAAAUCGCGGAGCAUUUUCACAAGCGCACGGGUCUCCCGCAUGAUGUGUGGAAGUUUGAGGUGCCAGACUCAGAAGUGCGCAAGGUGGAAGAGCACCCCGCGUGGGCAGGCAUGGGUUCCUUCAAGGAGGUCUGUGUGGAUGCAGUGGCAUCAGAUCAGGUGAGCCGUGUCAACGGUGUCCGUCCAAGCGUGGGGACUCUCUGGUUCAGAGAUUGCCUCAAGUGUCGCAAGGAGGUGCUUGUGCCUUGGCACCGAGUGCAUUGUGACGAGUGUCAGGGUGUUCGACACUCCCGGGGCCCGGGCGGUCUUCGUUUCAGGUGA
Symbiodinium natans is the source of this 447-nucleotide messenger RNA. NCBI's taxonomy places the organism in Eukaryota, Dinophyceae, Suessiales, Symbiodiniaceae. The record is from the annotation of a GenBank genome assembly.